GCCCCGUAGCUUUUAGAAAAAGCGGCUUUUAUCCACCGCACCGAAUAAAUAAAUAAAGACUCCGUCUGGCGUCUCUCUCACUCUCUGCUCCUUCUCUCAAUACCCAGACCCUAACCCUAACCCAAAAACACCAUACGCGAAUUCCCUCAACUUUUUUCACUCCAAUUACACACAAUUUCGAUAAGCCCUAAUAAAAGAGAAGGUUUUGUGUCAGGAAUAUUUGAAGGAGUAAAUGGAUUCUUUUGAAAGUGGUUAUUGAACUCUGCAUCAUUUUAUUUGUGAGUGAGCAAAUUACUGCUGUAUGAUGGGUAUGGAGAAUCUACGAAUCAAUGAAUAUCCGAUCAUGGAAUUAUUUGCAAUUGAAUUUAGCUUCAUCUUUAAUUUGACCUUUAGAUACAUGUACACAAAGCAUGAUCGCGAACCGGCAUUGAUGUUUGGUGAUUACGCUGGUCAAAUAUAUUAGUGUGUUUGAGCUUCUUGAGUUGGUUGGUUAUUACUAAUUUGUGCUUCUAAUCUAUUAUACACACACACACAUACACACACACACACACACACAUAUAUAUAUAUAUAUGCUCUCUCUCUGUGAAAUCUCUGACAAACUAAUUUUACAGAAAAUAAAGGAAAUGGAAGAAUCAGAGAAAGAAGCUCAGCGGCUAAAAUCUCUAGCCGAGGUCAAAUACAAAGACUCCAACGUCAAAUCAGCCCUCAAAUAUGCAAAACGUGCCGAGCGCCUGUGCCCAAGCAUGGAAGGCAUCUCCUCCAUGGUCACUGCCUUAAAGAUCAUCCAUACGGCCUCCAAAAGCCCCAAUCCCGACUGGUACAAGGUCUUGCAGGUGGAGCCCUUUGCUCACAUCAACACCAUUAAGAAGAACUACAAGAAGCUCGCGUUUCUUCUCCACCCUGAUAAGAAUCCUCAUGCCGGUUCCGAAGAGGCUUUCAAACUCGUCAACGAGGCCGUUCGAUUCCUUUCUGACAAGCUUAGGAGGAAGGAGUAUGAUAUGAAACUCAGGAUUAGGAUUCAGGAUGAGAAGAUAAAAGAAAGUGGUGUUGGGGGUUUAGGUUCGAGUAUGGGGGUGGAGAGUGACACCUUUUGGACUGCCUGUUCGACGUGCCGGCUUUUGCACCAGUUUGAGAGGAGGUAUUUGGGGCAUAAUUUGGUUUGCCCAAGUUGUAGGAAGAGCUUUAAGGCUCUGGAGGUUGAAAAUGGUGAGAAUGCCAAGAUUAGGACUAGUGAGAGAUUAAGGAAAGCGAGUUUGGCAUCAAAAGGGGGAAUGAGUAGUGAAGGAUUGGGGAAGAGAGUGAGUAACAAUGGUGAAAUAAAUGGUGGUACUGGUGGGAGAAGGAAAAGUGAUGAGUUGCAGAGGAAGGGUGAAGUAGGAACAGGAGAUUUAGACAGUCAAGUGAGUGCUGGGAGAAGGAAGAGAGGUGUUUUGGAGAGGAAAGGUGAAGGGGGAACUGGGGAUGUGGAUUGUCAAGUUACCUGUGGUGAUGCUGGUGAACUGAGUAGUUUGAGGUUGAGGAGGAGAAUGAGUAGUGUUGGAGAGGUGAUGGAGAGGUCUAAACCAAAGAAGGCAAAAACCGGUGAUGAAAUGAUGACAUUGGCAGAAAUUAAGCAAAAGGUCCGAGAGGGGAAGUUGAAGAUGAAGGACAAGGAGGAUGAAAGAGAUAAGGAGAAGGGGGAGAGGCUGAGGCUGGGGCAUGAAAAUUUAAAGAAGGGUAAGAAUUUAAAGGUUGAGAGACGCGCUGCUCCAAAGAAGAAGGAUUUUGAAAGUGAUAAAAGUAGGGGCAUGUCAAUAGAGAAGAGCAUCAGGGGGUCUAAGAGUGGGGAUCUGGAAAUUAUGGUGGUAGAGGAUUCAGAUUUUUAUGAUUUUGAUAAAGAUAGAGUGGGGAGGAGUUUUGAGAAAGGGCAGGUUUGGGCUAUAUACGAUGAUAAUGAUGGAAUGCCAAGGCUUUAUGGUUUGAUUGAUGAGGUUGUUUCUGUCAAACCUUUUGAGGUGAAAAUGAGUUGGUUGGAUCUUCAGAAUAAUGGUGAUGAGUGGCUUGCCUCUUCAGAGAAAAUGGGAUUCCAUGUGUCUUGUGGGAGGUUUAAAGUUUCCAGAAAGACUUCAAUUAAUUCAUUGAAUGUAUUCUCUCAUCUCGUGGAUUGUGAAAGGGUGGCAAGAGAGAUUUAUCGGAUUUAUCCGAAGAAGGGGUCAGUGUGGGCGCUUUAUAAUGAAGCAGCUUUGGAUGCAGAGGGAAGAAACCUGUCUGUUAAAGACAAGCGGUGUUACGACAUAGUUUUGUUUCUGACAACUUAUAGUGAGAUGCACGGUAUGAGUAUAGGUUAUCUUGAGAAGGUUGAUGGGUUCAAGACAGUAUUUAAGAGAAGGGAGAUCGGGUCUCAUGCUGUUAGGUUGCUGGAAACCAGUGAUGUUAGGUUGGCUUCACACCAAAUACCUUCUAGGAAGCUCUCGGGUGAUGAGGCUCCAAACAUUUUUAAAGACUGCUGGGAACUUGAUCCUGCUUCUCUUUCUCCGGAUUUACUUACAUUUGGUUUGGGAAGAUAGGUUUAGACUAUAGUUGUGAAAGCAGAGAGCUAUUCGUGUAGCCUUUUCUUCUUCUUUUUUUGGGGUUCAAAGUGCGAUAUGCUGCUGUACAUCCAGUACCCUACUGAGGUGAUUUUUGUAGCAAAUGAGGGUAUUGCUGAACUACAAUCUAAUCAGUUGCUGUGAC
Molecule: messenger RNA, 2712 nt
Organism: Pyrus x bretschneideri (Chinese white pear)
Lineage: Eukaryota; Viridiplantae; Streptophyta; Magnoliopsida; Rosales; Rosaceae
Product: J protein JJJ2
Exons: 2
Coding region: 570-2546 (658 amino acids)
Source: RefSeq, a predicted model, not a curated record